ACGAAAAAUUUUAAUCGACGGCCACGAUGCGCCCAAAGUGCCUCCUCGUUCUCGUCGUCGUCGUCAUCAUCCUUCCUCUGGCUGCCGCCCGUAUCACAACCCUUGUCGGCGGUUGGAAGCUCAUCGUGGCCAUAGAUGAGCAAAGUAUGCAUUAUGUAUUGCUAAUGUUUCAGGCCGCCUAACAUCAAUCUGAUUAUUGUUCUCAUCCAGGAUGCUUUGUAAUUGUGAUUUCAAUCAAUGUGUCGGUUAUUCCUAAAAAAAGUAAAGAGUCACAAAUGAAGAAAAAUAUCAAAACAAAUUAGUAAUUAGACCAUGCCGUAAAUAUAUCAAGAAAGCAAUGGCGAAAGAAAUCCCUGCACGAGCCAAUAUGGACAGUAAUAUCCAGGAUAGCACAAGUCAAUACCUAACCUUCCAUAUAUGCCAAACCCUUUACCUUCCUGCCCGUUAUGCACAUCCAAACCUAUAUUAUCUUGCCAUCCCCCAUUGCAGCUCAUCAGUCAUCAAUUGUCAUUCGUGGAGUGGAGCCAGUCGAAGAAACUUAAACAAAUUAAAGAAAGCAACGGUCACGAUGCGCCCUCACUGCCUCCUCAUCCUCGCCCUCGUCCUCCUUCCUUUGGUGGCCGCUGCCGCGGACCGACGGGGCCUUAUAACCGGCGGUUGGGAGCCCAUAAAGAACAUCAGCGACCCCCAUGUGAAAGAGAUUGCAGAGUUUGCGGUAUCGGAGUACAACAAGCAAGCCCAAGGCCAGAACAAGUUGGCGUUUGAGAGGGUCGUCCGGGGCGACAGCCAGGUGGUGGCGGGCAUCAACUACCGGCUUGUCAUUUCCGCUAAGAACAAGUCCGUGGCUGAUCCCGAUGUUGCCACUCCCGCGGACUACGAGGGUAUUGUGUGGGAGAAGGCUUGGGAGCAUUUUAAGCAGUUGAUGUCAUUUCAUCGAUUGUCAAAGCCCAACUAGGUUUCGGAGAAUAUGAUCAUCUUAUAUUUUAAUUGUUGUGUUUAUGCAAUCAUGUACUCUGGACUAUAGUUUGCUUGAAGUUUAUCAUCUUUCAUUAUAAUAAAUAAAUCGAGGGAAUAAUUGAUCUUCAA
Pyrus x bretschneideri (Chinese white pear) is the source of this 1086-nucleotide messenger RNA. RefSeq names its product cysteine proteinase inhibitor 1. The record is from RefSeq and is a predicted model, not a curated record. Lineage: Eukaryota; Viridiplantae; Streptophyta; Magnoliopsida; Rosales; Rosaceae. Gene Ontology annotation, molecular function: cysteine-type endopeptidase inhibitor activity. The coding region runs from base 338 to 955 and encodes 205 amino acids. The transcript has a single exon.